Messenger RNA from Osmerus eperlanus (European smelt), 2662 nucleotides. It is a transcript of the gene rras, whose product is annotated as RAS related. The coding region runs from base 759 to 1352 and encodes 197 amino acids. The transcript is spliced from 6 exons. Gene Ontology annotation, biological process: Ras protein signal transduction. The record is from RefSeq and is a predicted model, not a curated record. NCBI's taxonomy places the organism in Eukaryota, Metazoa, Chordata, Actinopteri, Osmeriformes, Osmeridae. Gene Ontology annotation, cellular component: plasma membrane. Gene Ontology annotation, molecular function: GTP binding; GTPase activity; GDP binding.
GCAUGAGAUUUCGAGAAACCUUGGGUUUAGAAAAAAAGUUGCCUGAGGCGGUGAAAAAAAAGAAGUCAACGAGAAAAAAUGAAGAAAUCGCUAAGAUCCACUAGUCGCCUCGGAUAGUCGGGUUAUGGUUUUACCUAUUGUUUGGAAGGGGAAAUCCUGAGAUAAUAAUGAACGUCGAAAGUAAGAGAAAAGCUUUACUGUUGCUUUGACGGUCUAUCAACCUUUAAUCGAGUCAUAAAAGUUGGCAUCGGUAGCCUAAUUUACUCAAGGCGGGUGCGGAAGGCGCUUUCCUUCGGACUAAAGUAUGAGAAUUAUUAUAACAUGUAACCUCUGUCGACUUUCCUUAUUUAUAUAGACAAUCUUUCUAUAACAGGAAGCAGUCAUUAAGUCUACACACUUAUUUGAGGAUUGGAUACUUUGUUUUUAGGGUUAGGCUUUACAGGGCCAAAUAUUCAGUCGGGGUCUUUUGAAACGUUCCCAGACCAUUCUUUUUGUGUUUGAUUUAAAAUAUAUCGUUGUUUUAUAGAUGUUGUGGAACAACCUAAUCAAUAAUACAGCCGUUCAGGUUAUUUGAACAUUAAAUAUAUAAUAGGCUACUUCUUUUACGCUUUAGUAGUCUACUUGGUAAGCUUUGUUCAAGACGGGGUUUUAAAAACAUUUCUACCCAGACUUUAUCAACCUGUAUCGUUAGACCUAGGCUACAGUCAGUGUUUUAUUUCAAAAGAAUAAAAAAGGUAAAACCAUACACUUAAGUAGCCAUGUCUGCAGAAGAGGAGAGAUUCAAACUCGUUGUCGUGGGCGGAGGCGGUGUGGGCAAAAGCGCUUUAACCAUACAAUUUAUUCAGUCAUACUUUGUGUCGGACUAUGACCCUACCAUUGAAGACUCCUACACAAAAAUCUGUACAGUGGAUGGGAAGGAGACACGAUUAGACAUCUUAGACACAGCUGGUCAGGAGGAGUUCGGAGCUAUGCGGGAGCAGUACAUGCGCUCAGGAGAGGGUUUCUUGCUGGUGUUUGCCCUAAAUGACAGUGGCAGUUAUAAUGAGAUCCAUAAGUUCCACACCCAGAUACUGCGUGUGAAGGACCGGGAUGACUUCCCCAUGGUCCUGGUCGGUAACAAGGCAGACCUGGACCAGCAGAGAGUGAUCUCGAGAGAAGACGCUCAGGGGUUUGCAAGAGAGAACCGGAUCCACUAUAUGGAGGCCUCUGCCAAGAACCGCUACAAUGUGGAUGAGGCCUUCCUGGAGGUUGUGCGAGCUAUAAGGAAAUUUCAGGAGACUGAGAGCCCUCCUCUCCCAGCCAACCACACAGGAAAACAGCAGAACAGAGGCUGCCCCUGCACCCUACUUUAAAUGCCCCCAACCCUUUUUUUGCAGCAUUGUUGCCAUAGAGACCAAAACCCAUGAUUCAUUGCUGAUGUGCAUUUGAGUCUGUCCUGCUUACCUGAAGGGAGAGUGGCGAUAUGUUAUGGUGAAGAUGAGUGGAAAAAGUGUGUGUAUGUGUUUGCAUGUGAUGUGUGUAAUGCUAGGGGGUGAGGUUUUAGUGUUGGGGUUGCUUAAAGUGGCAAGCAUUUGGUAUAGUGUAACAUUUUCCAAGUGAUUGUGUAACAUUUUCCUAUUUCUUCUUCUAUGUAUGCUAUUUUAUAUUUGGUAUUCUGUCAUGUCUAUAAAAAGGUUGUAAAAGGAAAUUAUGUUUGAGUUGUAUGGGUGGAUAGUUGAUGUAUUGUGUGUCAUUCAAGUAAGACAGUCCAGCAGUGACACCUUGAGUUGAUUUGAAAUAACUGUAUCAGCGCAAUGGCACAUCUAACAUAUGCCACCAGACCUUUUUCUUUUCUUUUUAAAAGUGGAGGGCAGGGAGAGAAAAGAUCAGCAAGAGGGUAGGGGUUUGGGGGGAAAGGAGAUGGAAGUUGAUUUAUGGUCAUUUGAACCAACAACAGUAGUCUUUGUGGUUAGUUCUGGAUUUUUAUAUAAGAUAUAGACACGCUGAUAGCACAAAUGGGAACUAAAAGACGAGAAUUCAUUCAGAUUUGUUUUUACAUUGAGAGACUUGAGAAUUGGUAAGUGUUUAUAACACUGGUACCUUUUUUAUUUAGCAGUUUAGUAUUCAUGACCACAUAAUGUUAUAUGUUUGCACAAAAGAUGGACUGGUAGGUAGAAGUAGGUUGACACUAAAGUGCUGUUAAUUUUGUGGGGGUGGGAGGAGGUUAAAGUUUGUCCAGGUACAUUUGUCUAUGCAUGUAGUAAUGUAAGCCUUUUUAACUUAACAUUUCAGUUUUGAAUGCCGCUUGCAAUGUUUUGGGCACACACAGCUACCAAUUAUGCUUCACAGAAUCAAAUACAUUUUAAAGAAAUGCAUAUGAAAACUGAAAUCCUUAGUAGGUGGUGCCAAUGUCCAAAUUAAUAAUCUGGAAUACUCACAUUCUUGGUACAAAGCAGUCCUUGAUGUUAGUGGUCUUUACUAAAUGUUUGUACUUAAGGGAUGAAAAGAAUGACUCUGUCUGAAAUGUAAUCCUCACCAGGCUUUCUUAUGUUAAAUUUAUAAGAUGGCUUGGUGACACCUUGCCUUUCAUUAUGAAUCUGUAUUUAACUUGCACCCUGUAAUCCACCAGUAAUGUAUUUUGUAUUGAAAUAAAAGCCAAAGACUUUUUGUAUUACUACCAUAA